Molecule: messenger RNA, 2755 nt
Organism: Lutzomyia longipalpis
Lineage: Eukaryota; Metazoa; Arthropoda; Insecta; Diptera; Psychodidae
Gene: Lim1
Product: LIM/homeobox protein Lhx1
Exons: 7
Coding region: 539-1534 (331 amino acids)
Biological process (GO): neuron differentiation; regulation of transcription by RNA polymerase II
Cellular component (GO): nucleus
Molecular function (GO): RNA polymerase II transcription regulatory region sequence-specific DNA binding; DNA-binding transcription factor activity, RNA polymerase II-specific
Source: RefSeq, a predicted model, not a curated record
UCAACCCGGACACAACAUACACUCCACACAAUCAUUACAGGUGACAACACAGCGCACACAACAGUCACACAACAUAGAUUCAACAUACACUCCACACACUCAUUACAGGUGACAACACAGCGCACACAACAGUCACACAACAUAGAUUCAACAUACAUUCCACACACUCAUUACAGGUCGUGCGGAGCCACCUGUGGGGGUUGGAGACCCCUGUGCGGGCUGCAAUAAGCCCAUUUUAGAUAAAUUCCUCCUUAAUGUCCUGGAACGUGGGUGGCAUGCAUCCUGCGUGAGGUGCUGUGAAUGCCUUCAACCUCUCACGGAUAAAUGUUUCAGUCGUGAAGCAAAGCUCUACUGCAGAAAUGAUUUUUUCCGACGAUACGGCACAAAAUGUAGUGGCUGCGGUCAGGGCAUUGCCCCAUCGGAUCUUGUAAGGCGGCAGCGGGAUAAAGUGUUUCAUCUCAAUUGUUUUACGUGCUGUGUGUGCAGGAAGCAACUGAGCACGGGGGAGCAUCUUUAUGUGUUGGAUGACAAUCGGUUUAUGUGCAAGGAUGACUACACGCAGAUGAAAGCAGCCGGUCCACCGUCAUCGCUCACGGAUUCAUUAAUGGGUUCCGGUUCGGAGGAUGAAGAUGAUGAGGAUACGCAUUUACGAGGACCCCCCAUGGGAUUGGGACCCCUAGGACCAAAUGGUCCCGAUUCAGCCGGACCAUUGGGUACGUCGGAUCUCUCAGUACAAAGUAUCAGUACAGACAGCAAAACUGGUCAUGAUGAUUCAGAUCAGGGCUCUCUGGAUGGUGAUCCUGAUGGUCGAGGGGAUUCACAGGCAGAAAAUAAAAGUCCCGACGAUGGUGGAAGCGGUUCAAAGCGUCGUGGUCCCCGGACGACAAUUAAGGCAAAGCAGUUAGAAAUUUUAAAGACGGCAUUUAGUCAAACACCAAAACCCACGAGGCACAUCCGUGAACAACUCGCCAAGGAGACCGGAUUACCCAUGAGAGUGAUUCAGGUCUGGUUCCAGAAUAAGCGUUCCAAGGAGCGACGCUUGAAGCAACUCACGAGUAUGGGUCGUGGUCCCUUCUUUGGGGGUGCGCGCAAAAUGCGUGGUUUUCCCAUGAACUUAUCACCCGGAGGUCUCGAUGAUGUCCCACCGAACUUUCCCUACUUUGCUAGUGAUGGGAAAUUUGAAUUUGGCUACGGCGGACCUCCAUUCCAUCCACACGAUGGUCCCUUCUUCCCUGGGCAUCCUGGACCCGGACCCAUGCCAUUCAAUGCACCAGGCGGACCAAUGGAUCACGCUGGUCCCAUCCCGAUGGUGUCGGAAUUCGGAGGUAUGACCCCCGAUUCGGGCUUCAUGAGCCAACCAACGGGACCGCCGGGUGGCAAUGGUGGCGCCGGCGGGCCCGGUGGUGGUCCUGGUGGCGGUGCUGGUGGUGCUGGUGAAAUGCUUGGCGGCCCACGUGGUGGUUCCCCUGAAUUCCUGAGUGCUGGGAACUUUUCCGAGCCGCAGAAUAUGCAGAAUGAGCAGUUGGUGUGGUAAAAUGAGGCGUCACGCCGCCUCCUGAUCUCCAUGAUCGCCUGGACGUCACCGUGGAUGCGGACGUGGCGUGAUUAACUCAUUUUUUUCCUUUGGAGAUGAUCUUCUUUCCAAUUAAGGUGGUUUGAUGAUAUUGCGCUCCUCACUCCCACCAUAUGAGCAAGUGAGUGAUUUUUUUUCUUGUGAAUCAAAACACGAGAUUUAUCAACAACAAAAAUUGUAAGAAAGUGAUGUGUGUGCGUGGAGGUGCUCUACAUUUAAUAAAAAUUAAGACAUCCGGUGUAAAAGACUUGACUACAUAAAAAGUUCCCGGAAAAGGGAUAUAGUGUGGAGAAAAACCUUCAGAGAAAAAAGGCAUUUAAACAAAAGAAAUCCUAGAAAUGAGAGAUUUUUCCUCGUGGUUGUAUUAUUUACAAUUUUUUCUUUACAAAAAAUUCUUUGUAUGAUAAAAUUGCUAAGAAAAAAAUGAGCAAAAAGUGGUGUAGUUUAACAGAAUUAGAUGUAAAAAAAAAAGCAAAGAAGUAAUAAUUGUGUAAAUAGUGUGUAAGAGACUCUCUAAAAGUAGUUUAAAAAAAAAGAAAGAGAAGUCUUGUAGAAGAAGCAGGUUGAAGAGUUUAAAAUCUACCUUAAUCUAGCUCAAGAGACCUGUCUGAAUGUCUAAGGAAACAUUCUCAAGACAAUGGAUAAUGUAUAAAGUUUAUUUAAAAGGAAAAUUGUGCGAAAAUUUUUUGAGGAAAAAUCCACCAAAAAAUGCUUCAACAGGUCGCUAUUAAUGGCCCUCACGCACCCCCAUAAAACAUUGUGCAGUGACUAACAUGGAGUGUGUGCGUGCGUGCGUGUGGAGCUAGUUGGGAAGCUUAGAGGCAAACGUGUGAGAUUCAACUGAAAGAGGUGAAUCUUGCAAAAUUUUUCUGAUCAUAAUAUCACCCGAAAAGAAAUCCUGCGAGAAAGGGGAAAAAUAGAAUUUAAGAAUGAAGAAAAAUCAUUUAAACUUAACUGCAUUUUCUCCCUGUUCUAAUCUAAAUGAAAGAAAAAAAACUCAAGAAAAAUGUAUUAAAAUUCAUAUAGAAUCACAUGAAAAUAACACACAAAUCUGAUUAAAAAAAAACAAUUGAUGGAAAAAUUAUUUAAAAAAACAUAAGUCUAAGAGACACACCCUAAAAAACAUUUGCGAUGAAAUGCAUGAGAGGACACGAGGAAAUAAAAAUGAAAAUUGAGUAAAAA